AUGGCUGCUAAGACUAAAGAAUCAGGACUCCCACAAGGGAGAUACUUGAAACCAGAAGAAAUCGAAUAUGAAUUUGGUGGUGUUCCUGGUGUUUUGGGAAUGGUUAUUGGAUUCCCAUUGUUAAUGUGGUAUAUGUGGAUUAGUGCUGAAUUUUAUAAUGGUGCUCCAGCUUUACCAACUAAAAAUCAAACUUAUGGUGAUUUUAUCCAACAAUUAUAUCAAAUUUUCUUAGAUCAUGGUGUUCCUUCAUUUAGAGCUUGGAGAAUUUUCUUAACUUUUAUUAUUGUUCAAGUUACUUUCUAUUAUACUUUACCAGGUGUUUAUACAAAAGGUCAACCAUUAACUCAUUUGAAAAAUAAGCAAUUACCAUAUUUUUGUAAUUCAAUGUGGUCCUUCUAUACAAGUAUUGUUGUUUCAUUAGUUUUACAUUUCACUGGUAUUUUCCCAUUAUACACCAUUAUUGAAUUAUUUGGUGAAAUCAUGACAGCCGCCAUCAUUGUUGGUUUUGUCUUUUCCAUUGCUUUAUACAUUUAUACUCUGUUCAUUUCUCAUGAUUAUCAUCGUAUGACUGGUAAUCAUAUCUAUGAUUUCUUUCUUGGUGCUCCAUUAAAUCCAAGAGUUGGUAUUUUGGAUUUAAAAAUGUUUUUUGAAGUUAGAUUACCAUGGUAUAUCUUAUUCUUUUUAACAUUUGCCGCUUCUUUAAAACAAUAUGAAGAAUAUGGGUUUUUAUCACCUCAAUUAGCUACUAUCUUAUUAGCUCAUUGGUUAUAUGCUAAUGCAUGUUCUAAAGGUGAAGAAUUAAUUGUUCCAACUUGGGAUAUGGCUUAUGAAAAAUUUGGCUUCAUGUUAAUUUUUUGGAAUAUUGCAGGUGUUCCAUUCACUUAUUGUCAUUGUACAUUAUAUUUAAUUUAUCAUGAUCCAAGUGAAUAUCAAUGGUCAUCAUUAUACAAUUAUUCAUUAGUUGGUGUUUAUUUAAUUGCUUAUUAUUUCUUUGAUACUGCAAAUGCACAAAAAAAUUAUUUUAGAAAAUUCUUAUCAGGUGAUACAUCAGUUAGAAAAACUUUCCCAUUCUUACCAAGACAAGUCUUGACAAAUCCAAAAUAUUUUACAACUAAAGCAGGUUCACAUUUAUUAAUUGAUGGUUGGUAUAAAUUAGCAAGAAAAAUUCAUUAUACAGCUGAUUGGACUCAAGCUUUAAUUUGGGGGUUAGCAUGUGGUUUCAAUUCUCCAUUCCCUUGGUUCUUCCCAAUUUUCUUCUUUGUUGUCUUGGUUCAUAGAGCUUUAAGAGAUCAAAGAAAAUGUGAAAAGAAGUAUGGUGAAGAUUGGGAACGUUAUACUAAAGAAUGUCCAUAUUUGUUCAUUCCAUAUGUUUUUUAA
Molecule: messenger RNA, 1377 nt
Organism: Hansenula ciferrii
Lineage: Eukaryota; Fungi; Ascomycota; Saccharomycetes; Phaffomycetales; Wickerhamomycetaceae
Gene: ERG4
Product: delta(24(24(1)))-sterol reductase
Exons: 1
Coding region: 1-1377 (458 amino acids)
Biological process (GO): ergosterol biosynthetic process
Cellular component (GO): endoplasmic reticulum membrane
Molecular function (GO): Delta24(24-1) sterol reductase activity
Source: RefSeq, a predicted model, not a curated record